Molecule: messenger RNA, 658 nt
Organism: Papaver somniferum (opium poppy)
Lineage: Eukaryota; Viridiplantae; Streptophyta; Magnoliopsida; Ranunculales; Papaveraceae
Exons: 3
Coding region: 62-364 (100 amino acids)
Source: RefSeq, a predicted model, not a curated record
CUUAGAUUCUAUACCUCGCAAACUCUUUUUGAGGUUUCUCUCUGCCUAUUCCCGUAGUCCCAUGGCGAAGAACAGAAACAAGAAGAAGAAAGAUGGUGCUUCAGCCAUGGAUACCUCUGGCUCUACACAGAACCAAGAAGAUCUUCCUCAAGCGAUGGACACAACCGAAACAAUAGCUUCAAAGGCUCCUGGUGUUCUCAACAGGAAGAUAAAGAAGGGUGUUGCGAUAAGGAGAUCAAAGAACCUUCGUAAGAUGAAAGCCGUCGAGAAGGCUAUUUCAAGAGGUGAAAAGGAACAAGAGAGAAUCGUGAAGAACGAAAACAAAACAUCGAGAACACAAUCCGCUAAAACAUUGUAUGAGUAGAUAUUGUUUUAGCCUUAAUUUAAAUGGCGGUGCAAAAUAGAUAUAUUGUUGGUCUUAAUUUUAAAUGACCAGGUAAAAUAAUUGCGGCAGAGCCGCAGAGAUUAUCUUGUCUUUGUUUUCCACCUUAUAACCUUUCAUCUUGAAUUUGAUUAACCAUCAAGGUUGUAUUACUCUGUACCAAGGUUUGAAAAAUGGGUCAUGACUCAGGUCAUGGCUACUGCGUGUGACUGUUAUAACGCGUUUUGACGGGUGUAAGCACGUUUCGGGUCAAAAAAUACAUUGUUUAUUUCGCUA